AUGAAAGUGUUGGUUAUUGGCCUUGGAGGUGUAACAAAUGGGGGGAAAACAACACUGGCAAAGAAGCUUCAGAAAAUUCUUCCAAACUGUGACAUAAUCUGUCAGGAUGACUUCUUUAAGCCAGAAUCUGAAGUGGAGACAGAUCAACGAGGAUUUAAGCUAUAUGAUGUUCUUGAUGCACUCUAUAUGGAUGAAAUGGUGAAAUGUAUUCGCAGUUGGAUGAAUAACCCAGCAUACUCAUGUGCCUUGACUGAAGUAACACAGACAGCAUGUAUCAAUCCAAAAAAUACAGAAGAUGUUUAUAUUUUGAUUGUGGAAGGCUUUCUUUUGUAUAAUUAUGAGCCACUUAAUGAACUAUGGGAUAGAAGAUAUUUUCUGACCCUUCCUUAUGAAGAGUGCAAAAGGAGGAGGAGCACCAGAGUCUAUCAGCCAGCAGAUACACCGGGGUACUUCGAUGGACACGUGUGGCCUAUGUAUCUGAAAUAUAAAAAUGAAUUGGAAGAAAAUGCAAGUAAUAUUGUUUAUUUGGAUGGAACAAAACCACAGGAGGAACUUUUAUCCCGUGUGUACAAUGAUAUAAUACAGGAAUUAACAAAGCAAAGGGAAGGAAGUAAGUAAUUUUGUUGGAAAUUGAAUC
This is a messenger RNA of Tinamus guttatus (white-throated tinamou), 637 nucleotides long. RefSeq names its product nicotinamide riboside kinase 1 (gene NMRK1). NCBI's taxonomy places the organism in Eukaryota, Metazoa, Chordata, Aves, Tinamiformes, Tinamidae. The record is from RefSeq and is a predicted model, not a curated record.